UCGGCUCCGGUCGCCUCCGCGCGGCUCCCUGGGCUUCGACUCGGCUCUGUUCGGCUCCUGCUCGGGAAGGGUGCGCGGGGGCGAGUCCUGCGCAUGCGCCCUCAAUUCCUGCUGCUCUCAGGGCUGCGCUCAGCCUCGUGUUUUCACUUCCUUCUCCUCAGAGCUGUAUCCGGGUCGCUACUUUCCCUAUUGUCUGAGGCAGCCGGCCUCGCGCUGUGCAAUUUCUGGUCUUUUGUUGCUUCUGGUCCAGGCUAAUAAAGUUUUUCUUUCUUUAAUUUUUUUUCUUCUAGUUUUAACGGGAGAAAUUAACUCCCCAGGGCCGCCGAGUUGACUGCGCUGCCUGGGCCGGAGGUCUUCUCCGGCCAGGGAGCGCUGUGGGAAAGGGCUCGAGCGGCCAGGGCCAGGCGAGGCCGGGGGGGCGGGGGGUUAGGGGACCGCGGGGCUACUCUUGGGAGCGCCCCUGUCCGGCUGGCUGCGCGCCGGUUUUAAAUAGCAUCUUUCGGACUUGUCUUCCUCGGCGCUGCUUGGGCUCCUGCAGCCUCUCCCUAAGUGUCCUCCAAACGACCACCUCACGGAUUCCUUAUGGAUCGCAGCUCCAAGAGGAGGCAGGUGAAGCCUUUGGCAGCUUCUCUGCUGGAAGCUCUUGAUUAUGAUAGUUCAGAUGACAGUGAUUUUAAAGUUGGAGAUGCCUCAGAUUCUGAAGGGAGUGGUAAUGGAAGUGAAGAUGCUUCAAAGGACAGUGGAGAAGGUUCCUGUAGUGAUUCUGAAGAAAAUAUUUUAGAAGAAGAACUGAAUGAAGAUGUUAAAGUAAAAGAAGAACAACUUAAAAAUUCUGCAGAGGAAGAAGUACUAUCAUCAGAAAAACAGUUAAUUAAAAUGGAAAAGAAGGAGGAAGAAGAAAAUGGAGAAAGACCUAGAAAGAAAAAGGAGAAAGAGAAGGAAAAAGAAAAGGAAAAGGAGAAAGAGAAGGAAAGAGAGAAGGAAAAAGAAAAAGCAACAGUAUCUGAGAAUGUGGCUGCUUCUGCUGCUGCCACCACACCAGCCACAAGUCCUCCUGCUGUUAACACAUCCCCUUCUGUUCCCACUACGACAACUGCUACAGAGGAACAAGUCAGCGAGCCAAAAAAAUGGAACCUUCGACGAAACCGACCACUUCUGGAUUUUGUGUCCAUGGAAGAGCUGAAUGACAUGGAUGACUAUGACAGUGAGGAUGACAAUGAUUGGCGACCUACUGUAGUAAAGAGAAAAGGGAGAUCUGCAUCUCAGAAAGAGGGAAGUGAUGGAGACAAUGAGGAUGAUGAAGAUGAGGGAAGCGGGAGUGAUGAAGACGAGAAUGAUGAAGGCAAUGAUGAAGAUCAUAGUAGCCCUGCCAGUGAAGGGGGUUGCAAGAAGAAGAAGAGUAAAGUUCUUAGCAGAAACAGUGCUGAUGAUGAGGAACUGACCAAUGAUAGCCUGACCCUAUCUCAAAGCAAGAGUAAUGAGGACUCGCUGAUUCUUGAGAAGAGUCAAAACUGGAGCUCUCAAAAAAUGGACCAUAUUCUGAUUUGCUGUGUUUGUCUGGGAGAUAAUAGUGAGGAUGCUGAUGAAAUAAUUCAGUGUGACAAUUGUGGCAUUACAGUCCAUGAAGGUUGUUAUGGAGUCGAUGGAGAGAGUGACUCUAUUAUGAGUUCAGCUUCUGAAAACUCCACCGAACCUUGGUUUUGUGAUGCCUGUAAAUGUGGUGUUUCUCCUAGCUGUGAACUGUGUCCUAAUCAGGAUGGAAUUUUCAAGGAGACAGAUGCUGGAAGAUGGGUUCAUAUUGUUUGUGCCCUGUAUGUUCCUGGAGUAGCCUUUGGAGAUAUUGACAAAUUACGACCAGUAACACUAACGGAAAUGAACUAUUCCAAAUAUGGUGCCAAGGAGUGUAGCUUUUGUGAAGACCCUCGCUUUGCUAGAACUGGGGUUUGCAUUAGCUGUGAUGCAGGGAUGUGCAGAGCCUAUUUCCAUGUGACCUGUGCUCAAAAGGAAGGUCUGCUUUCAGAGGCAGCAGCAGAAGAGGAUAUAGCAGAUCCAUUCUUUGCUUAUUGUAAGCAACAUGCAGAUAGAUUAGACAGAAAGUGGAAGAGAAAAAACUACUUGGCUCUACAGUCCUAUUGUAAAAUGUCUUUGCAAGAGAGAGAGAAGCAACUAUCACCAGAAGCACAGGCAAGGAUCAAUGCCCGGCUUCAGCAAUAUCGUGCCAAAGCAGAACUAGCUCGAUCUACCAGACCCCAGGCCUGGGUUCCAAGGGAAAAAUUACCCAGACCACUCACCAGCAGUGCUUCAGCUAUUCGUAAACUUAUGCGGAAAGCAGAACUCAUGGGGAUCAGUACAGAUAUCUUUCCAGUGGACAAUUCAGAUACUAGUUCUAGUGUGGAUGGAAGGAGAAAACAUAAGCAACCAGCUCUCACUGCAGAUUUUGUGAAUUAUUAUUUUGAGAGAAAUAUGCGCAUGAUUCAAAUUCAGGAAAAUAUGGCUGAACAAAAGAAUAUAAAAGAUAAAUUAGAGAAUGAACAAGAAAAGCUUCAUGUAGAAUAUAAUAAGCUAUGUGAAUCUUUAGAAGAACUACAAAACCUGAAUGGAAAACUUCGAAGUGAAGGACAAGGAAUAUGGGCUUUACUAGGCAGAAUCACAGGGCAGAAGUUGAAUAUACCGGCAAUUUUGCGAGCGCCCAAGGAGAGAAAACCAAGUAAAAAAGAAGGAGGCACACAAAAGACAUCUACUCUUCCUGCAGUACUUUAUAGUUGUGGGAUUUGUAAGAAGAACCAUGAUCAGCAUCUUCUUUUAUUGUGUGAUACUUGUAAACUACAUUACCAUCUUGGAUGUCUGGAUCCUCCUCUUACAAGGAUGCCAAGAAAGACCAAAAACAGUUACUGGCAGUGCUCAGAAUGUGACCAGGCAGGGAGCAGUGACAUGGAAGCAGACAUGGCCAUGGAAACCCUACCAGAUGGAACCAAACGAUCAAGGAGGCAGAUUAAGGAACCAGUGAAAUUUGUUCCACAGGAUGUGCCACCAGAACCGAAGAAGAUUCCGAUAAGAAACACGAGAACCAGAGGACGAAAACGAAGCUUCGUUCCUGAGGAAGAAAAACAUGAGGAAAGAGUUCCUAGAGAGAGAAGACAAAGACAGUCUGUGUUGCAAAAGAAGCCCAAGGCUGAAGAUUUAAGAACUGAAUGUGCAACUUGCAAGGGAACUGGAGACAAUGAAAAUCUUGUCAGCAGGAUGAGAUUGUCUGAAACGAAGAAUAGGUGUGAUGAAUGCAGACUCUGCUACCAUUUUGGCUGUUUGGAUCCUCCUUUGAAAAAGUCUCCUAAACAGACAGGCUAUGGAUGGAUAUGUCAGGAAUGUGAUUCUUCAUCUUCCAAGGAAUUCCAUCCAAGUCCUUAUGGGAGAUUUUCUAGAACUACAAAUGCGUGACAGACUAGCUAAGGCAAGUGAUAUUUCUCAAUAAUCAUUUGUAUUAAAAAUCUUUAAGUAGAGGACAUACGAUAUUUUUAAUUUUGGUUUUAUUUUUUAUCUUUUCUGCAUUGAAAUAAAUUCUAUAACUAUGUCAAAACAACAUGCAUAAAUAUAUAUUUUCAAGUAAAACAGUCAUUGAGAAUUUUGUCUCUUUAAGAACGGAACAAUCUCUUCAGGAGUAUCUUGCCACAAUACAUUAAACAAGCACAUUUAAUUGAACUUGUUAAUAUUGGAAAUUGAAUGUCUGAAUUUUAUGCAUUGAGAAGAUUUAUGAAAAAUAUAAAAUUAAAAUGAAUUAUCCUUUAAAGUUCUUUAAAAUUUGAAGCAUAUAACUGACACAUAAAAAAGGGACUUUUAAAUAUUUUAACUAUUCAUUUGACCUCUGAGAUUUUAUCUGACAUUAGAUUGAAUUUUAAGUUUCUGGAUUUUACAUGGCUGACAGAGACGUCAUUUUUAGGUAAGAUGUAUAUCACUCAGCUGUCUAAAUUCAGUACUCUUCUAGCGUUUGUGGGACAAGCUUACAAAAGCUUACAAAAAUGUGCUUCAUGGAGCUUUACUGAGUUUUGGUUUGCCUUUUUACUAAUACAGAUACGUAAAAAGUCUGGAAAAAAAGUUGUUUCUAUUGUGUCCUUUAUUAGAAUUAAAUAGAACAAAUCUGCGGUGUUUUGUAGACUUACUAAAAGUCUGAGAAUUAAAACUGUGGUAUGUGGUUAUCCUCAAAGAUGGUUUUAGUUUUGUAUUAAACUUUAGAUUUCCUCUUUCCUGGUGGGUGGGAUAAAGCCCACAGAUUUCCAGUUGAUCCUCUACUGUAGAACAAGGUCCUCAACUAAGUUCAGGCAGUUGCUAAUUGCUUCUAGCAUGUUCCUUGGCAAGUGAAAUUGUUUGUAUAAAUGUCUUUUAAUCCCUUAGUUUCUAAUUGAGUGCUGUACUUUGAGACUAUUAAUAAUUAUUUGCUUAACAAUCCCACUAAUUAUAGUUGGUACUUCGCUUUAAAAAAAAAAGUAGAGUGUUUUAUUGUUCAUACUGAACAUUUAUGUCCUGAAUUGAACUUAUUAGUCAUCAUUAUUGCCUGGUCAAGUAGGUGGUUUUAUUAAUACUUUAUUGUCCUAGAUGUGUUUUCUGAAACCUAUUUCUAGAUAAUGUUUUUAUCAAGUAAUCAUUUUCAGUAAAACAUAAAUUGUUCACUAGUCAUUCUUAAUAGUAUUAAUAGAAUUGGAAUCAGUAUUGAUCUGUUUAGUUCUAUAACCUAAGGUAGUUUUCAUGGGAAUCAUAUAAUAUAUAUUAAACAUAUAUACUUCAGUAAAUUAUUCCUUAAGAAUCAUUUUGAAAAUAUGAUUUAUUAAGAUAAGUUUGUCAGUGUUUAUGAUACACAUAUUUUGAUAUAUUUAAAUAUCAAAUUCACAGAGAAAGGAAAAUGGUUAGAACAUCUAAAAAUAGACCAUCUUUCUCUAUAUUAAUAAUUUACAAAAUUGAAAAACUAAGCCACUUUCUAAAUUACGCUUACUACAAACUUGAAAAACUAAGCCAUUUUCUAAGUGGCAUGUGGCCUGAUGCAUUUACAUAGCAUGCUGUGGAAUACCAUAUGUGAUGAGAAACUAAAUCAUAACUGAGAUAAUUAAUCAAAGUACAGUAGGGUGCCAUACAUAUAAAUGUCUUUUAAAAGACGCAAACCUCAUACUGUCCUUUAGUUUAAAAUUUUUUUGUGUGUUUUUAUUUUUUGUUAUUUCAUUAUUUCAGCUACUAAAAUGCUGAGAGUUAAGAUAAAGGACAUUUUAUUACGGCUUUACAAAAGUUAAUAAAAGUAUUUUUACCUUAUUAACCCAGCAUUUGAAAUAUUAAAAUUAGGUUAUAUAAUCAACCAAUAUAUCAUAGAUCAUACUGUUAUAAAAUUCCGAAGUGGUGGGGAAUAUAUUAAUUAUGUAAAUUUUUAUUCCAGUUUUUAUUUGUAGUGUGAGUAUGAGAGACAUGUUCAUUGUGAAAAGAUAGUCCUAGUGGAAUUAAACUAGUCUGUUCUCACAAUUGUGAAAAUAUCGCCUAAAUAAUAGAAAAGGCUUAAAUCCUGGCUUCAAAAAAACAAAGUGAGAUUGCAUGCAUUGUAGAUGUAGAUAUAGUGAGAGUAAUUUGGUUCCUCUAAUUUAUUAAACAUUUUAAUUAGUUCAUAAUUUUAUAAAAUUAUCUGUUAAAAAAUGUUGUUUCCAACCUACAUAUUGUGGUUUAAGAAGUGCUCUUUUGCUUGUGACUAAGAGACUUCUUCAAGAAAACUUUCAAAUCUAUGCCAAGAAAAUUCAAAGAAUGAACUCUGGUAGUUAAUGGAAUUGAGUUCUUUGAAAUCAAAUAUAGUUAAGCAUUCUAAUUUUGAUUUUCUGAUGGAAUCUUUCCUAGGUGUGAUAAGAAGUUGUAAAUUAGAGGUUAGAAACAUAAAGUGCAUCAUGCCACGUUAUUUGCCUUUUAAUACAUUCAUUUUUGAUGUUUCUGAAAUUAGAUUGUGUAUCUAUAAGCAGUUUUUAUCUUGAAGUGAUAAUAGUUAUUUUUCCCAAAAAAUUGCCAUUAAAUUGGUGGAGUUCUUAUAAUUGGAUGUGUCGUAUAGUAGGAAGAUAGAGUAAUUUAAAUUAUAUAGAAAGUUAAGUAUGCAAUUUGGUGUAGAUGAAAGUGUUUUUCUGAGCUUUGAAAAGAAACAAACUGGGCUCAAGUCUUAACUAUUUAUAGUACUUGUGAACUUCAGCAAGUUGUUUCACCUAAGCUUUAGGUUGCUCAUUUGUAGAAGGUUGAAUGGCAAUACUGGGAAGCAUAGAGGUGCUCAGUAAGUGACAAGCAUUUUAGGCACAGAGAGAAAAGUUCAAAAUUAGUGAUAAUAUUCUGAUUUUCAAAUGUUAAGAAAUGUUUUUUAAAAGUAACCUGAAGAGUAAUUUUCUGUUUCAUUUUCUGCCUUCACACACAUCAAAUGAAAAUCUUUCCUGUCUCAGAGUUUCACACUAAACAGAGGAAGGUCAUGUCUAACUUUUUCAUGCAGAAAAAAGUCCAUUUGUUAUAAUUUCUUGGUAGCAAUGAAAGCUAUCUUUAUAAUUAAUGUAUUUUUAAACCAUGGCAUUCAUGGCUCUCUAAAUUUUUUAAAGUAUAUGCUAUCCUAUCAGAUUUUCUAAAUGUACUAUAUAGUUGGUACUUUUAAUAUUGAUGGUAAUUCAUAUUUCACUUUAAAUAUAGAAUUAUGGUCCUCUGUGAAUCAUGCAGUAAUAUAUUUAUUUUAUAAGUAGAGAGAAUGAUAUUUAGAAAGAAAAGGUUUGUUUUGUUUAGGCCAUAUUUAAGCCACUGACUCUGCCUGUUAUGAAUAAUAGGAAAAGAUCUAACUCAUAUGGAAACUUGUUUUUUACUGAAGACAUAUUUUAGUAACAAGUGAAGAAAUAUCCAAGAAAUUUUUCUUAGACUAUAAAGGCAUAUUUUUCUUUGUCAAGGUCAUUAAAACUGUAAACUUGAAACUGAAAUGAAAAUACAAAGUAAAUAAAAUGUAAAUGUAACAAACCACUGAAGACAGUUGUAAGACAAUUUAUAAGACACUUUGUCAAGGUGUAUGCAGUUUCUGAUAACAAAAGUUUCAUCAGCCCUAAAGAAUGACUUUUUAACAGGUAAAUAUCAGCAACACACCCUUUUUAUUAUAUACAUGUGGAAUCUUUUAAGGAUGGAUAUGUUGGAAAAUCUGGGCCAGCACUUUCACGUUCCUUGUCGAGUCUGGAAGUUAAGGUUUUUAACUUUUAGAGCAUACUGUAUAAACACAUAUAGAAUUUCAGAGCAUGAUUAUGUGCCAUCAAUAUGCCUUACAGCAUUUAUGCAAAAGAAAACCUUACGCUUAAGUAAGGAAAUGUGUACUAAUUCUCCGAUGCUACUAAUUCUUUUCUUUUAGAAAGGGAGACUUUCAGUACAGUAGCCUCCCCCCACUGCCUACUUAAUUGCAGGGGAUAUGUUCCAAGACCCCUAGAAGAUGCCUUAAACCAGUUAUUUUUUCCUAGUCAUGUCUUUUCAGUGAAAGGAAAUAUCUUAUGGCUUCUCUUUGGCAUAUCAAAAUUGUUAACAUCACUACUCUUGCACUUCCGGGUUGUUACUAAGUAAAAUAAGGGUUACUUGAACACAAGCCCUGCAAUACUGUGAUGGUCGAUCUAGUCACUGAGACAGCUGAGUGACUAACGAGCAGGUAGCACAUACAGUGUGGACAUAUUCUGGGCAAAGGGAUGAUUCAUGUCCCAAGUGGGAACAAGUGGGACAACAUGAGAUCUCAUCAUGCUGUUCAGAAUGGUAUGCAAUUUAAAACUUCCAAACUGUUUAUUUCUGGAAUUUUUUUUUUUCUAUAAGUUCUGGGGUACAUGUCCCGAACGUGCAGGUUUGUUCCAUAGGUAUACAUGUGCCAUGGUGGUUUGCUGCACCUGUCAACCCGUCAGGCAUUUUAAGCCCUGCAUGCAUUAGGUAUUUGUCUUAAUGCACUUCCUCCCCUUGCCCCACCCCCCGACAGGCCUGGGUGUGUGUUGCUUCUCUCCCUGUGUCCAUGUGUUCUCAUUGUUCCACUCUCACUUAUGAGUGAGAACAUGGGGUGUUUGGUUUUCUGUUUCUGUGUUAGUUUGCUGAGAAUGAUGGCUUCCAGCUUCAUCCAUGUCCCUGCAAAGGACAUGAACUCAUUCUUUUUUAUGGCUGCAUAGUAUUCCAUGGCAUUUCUGGAUUUUUUUAUUUAAUAUUUCCAGAUCACAGUUUACCAUGGGUAACUGAAACCUGGGAAAGCAAAACUACAGUUAAGGGGAGAUUACUGAUUGUACUUUAUAUACAUAUGUGUGUGUGUGUGUGUGUGUGUGUGUCAAAGGGUAGUGAUUCAUACAUAUAAAUUCUUCAGAACCCUAUCUUUAUGCCCUACAAUUAUUUCCCUUUCUACCUCCUGCUGUCCUGAUUCCCAGUAGAGGGAACCAUUAAUGAUAUACUUCCUUAAUCAUAGCAUGUGUUUCUUUAUUUGUUUCCCUUCAUGUUACUUUAAAAAUUGAAUUAUCUCUUUCUGGGAAUAUCAGAUAUGCUGUUGUUAACACGUUUUUCAUUGGCAAAAUGCCAUUAACAAAUAAGGCAAAUUAUAAGAGUAUGGUCCACAUUGUCCUUCCACUGCCCUAUAGUUCCAGCUUAGUCCAGUCCUGCUGUAUAUUAAAUUAGUAGUAGCUUCAGGAGUGUUUUCUUGGUCACCAAUAAAACAUAUUCCCGUUCUGUUUUCCAAGUUCUGAAAUUGCCCAGCUGCAUGUCCAGGAACUUCUCUGAGCUGUAAAUUCAGUUUGUCAAAAUCAAGAAUCUUCCUCUAUUAUUCUGUGUCAUGUUUCAUCUGCCUUGUUGGUAAUUUCCUCCUUUUAAAAAUACUUCUUUCUUGCCUUCAGUGAACUUCUUCUCUCCUGCGUUCCCCUUUUCUUAGCGGACCAUUUCUUUGGUUUUUUUGAUAGGCUUCUCUAGGUUGGUUUCACAGUCUUUUUUUCUCGCUGCAGUUGACAGCAUCUAUACCCGAAGCUCAAUACCACACCCAUUUUGCAACAGGAAAUCUUGGGAUUUAGGAUUUAAGUGAUCCAUCUACUUUCUCUGAGUUAAUGUCCCUCAAGAGAGACCUUUUGCCUUUUAAAAUAUCCUUUUGUCUAGUAAUUAAGACAAUAUAGCAGUAAAUUUACAUAUAGGGUUUAAUUGGCCAUUUCCUCUUAUAGUCUCCUUUUACUAAGUAGUUUAAAUGACAUUUACUUAAGUAGGCGAAUGUGUAUUAAUUUGAUCUUCAAAUUAAAUAUUAUUCUGAAAAUAUGAUUAAAUAUGCUAUAAUUAAAGUGUUGGACUCUUGAAUUUUGAUUAACUUUAAAGCUAGAAAGUUGGCUGGGCGCGGUGGCUCAAGCCUGUAUUCCCCGUGCUUUGGGAGGCUGAGACAGGCGGAUCAUGAGGUCAGGAGUUCGAGACCAGCCUAGUCAAUAUGGUGAAACCCCAUCUCUAUUAAAAAUACAAAAAUUAGCUGGGUGCAGUGGUGCACACCUUUAGUCCCACCUACUCGGGAGGCUGAGACAGGAGAAUCACUUGAACCCAGGAGGCAGAGGCUGCAGUGAGCCGAGAUCACACCACUAUACUCCAGCCUGGGUGAAUCGCUUGAACCCAGGAGGCGGAAGUUGCAGUGAGCCGAGAUCAUGCCACUACACUCCACCCUGGGUGACAGAGCGAGACUCCAUCUCAAAAACAAAAAAUCUAGAAAGUAAUAAUUCAAAAUAGGAAUUUUGUUUAAUAUAGUAAAAUUGAUAUCCUGUAUAUAAAAUAUUGCUUUUAAAAAAUACAUGCCUCUCACUGUUUUUCUCCUUACUUUUUCCUUUUCUUUUUUCUAACUCCACUUUUCUGAAGAAAGUUGGUAUCAGGAAAAAAAAAUACACUUUGGGGUUUUAAAAAUAUUGUAAAGGUAGUAAAUGGUCAUUGUUGAAUAUUGGAAAAAAAUUUUAAACAUAAAGAAGAAAAGUAUUUUAAAUUAUCUGCAAUUUAGCACCUAAAGAUACUACAUUUCUGCUCAUGUUUUGGUAGUAUGUCCUACUACAACCUACUUUAAAAAAAAUUGCAGUUAUAUCAUACUUUCUGUUAUAUAAUGGUAUUUUAAAAAAUAUAAUUGUAUGUAUGGCAGUUUACCAUGUUGUUAAAUACUCUUACAUAAUCUAUUUUUAAGUGCUGUACAAUUUUUUAUACAAAUAUACUUUCAAUGUAAUGACUAGAUCAAACAAUAUAAACAUUUUUAAAAUAAGAAAGUAUCAUACUAAUAAUAAUAAUAUGUUAACAUUUUGUUGAGCACCACUAUGUGCCUGGCAUUAUCUAAGCAUUUAAAAUGUAUAAUUCUAUUUAAUCCUCACCACAACCUUUAAGGUGGUUAUUGGUUUUUUUAUCUCCUUUCUGCAGAUGAAAGAAAGAAAUGAGAUUCAGAGAAGUUAAGGAUUACACAGCUAAUAAGUGAUGUAACAGUGAUUCAAGCCCAGAUCUCCCUGACUCUAGAGCCUGUGUUUUAGAAACUAUAUUUUAUAUAUUAAAAUAGGUAUUUUCUAUUUCUUAUUGUAAGAGAUUCUCAAAUUAGAUUUUGUCCUAAAGCCAUUUUAGAUUUUCAUCAUGUAAAACUCAGAUAAUUUUUCUAUUAUAAAUAAACAUGACUUCUAAUCGGAAAGGGAAAAAUAUUAUUAAGUGGGAUCUGCUUUUGUCUUUCUAAUGGAUAGGGGAAUAAAACACAAAGAUAUUUUAAAACAAAUAAGUUGAUUAAAGAUGGUGCUAUGGUAUGGUGUGGGAAGAUGAAUGUGGAAGAUGAGAUAACUCCUCAGGGCCCUUUCUUCAUGAAAUUUAAUUAAAUAAGAUCUGUGUUAGGGGAGGUACCAUUUGACAAUAUGGAUGAUUUAUGUAGACACAGCAGAAACUAAUCUAUUGAACUUGGAGGGAGGUAAAGGAAAGGGAUCUAAAGGUGAUUUUUUUUAUUAGACACUAAGCACUGUAUUUUAGCUGAGUCAAAUCUUAGUUUUUAAUGUUUGUCAUGAGUUGUGAAGUUUGAAAACCUGUACUGUGAAAAGUAACUACAGCCAGCCACACUCAAUCCCUUUGCAAAGAUAGUUUAAGAAUAUUCUCAUUUGUGUAGUGUCAGCUAUUAUACUUUGUGUACACUGGCAGUUUUUAUAUGUUUUUAUCCUAGUAUCAGCAUUCUUUUGCAGUACACGUUUCUCGUUUUCAAAAGAAUACUUGCUUGUAAGUGUAUUAAGUAUAAAUACAAUUCAGUUUACACUCAUUUGUGUUAAUUCUUUUGCUGACAAUUCUUUUGUUAAUUCUUUUGAUUAUUAAACAAGGAGUACAAAAUUAUUACCUCACCUAUAAAAGGUUUAGAAAUGGUUCCCGCCUCAUUGACAGAUAAAGGUCUGUAUGUAACUGUUUUUAUUCUACUAUAUUUCCACCUGUGACCUAGCUCUGCCACCUCUUUUUGUGAUUUCAGACUUUUACAAGUUGUUUUAGGUUUAAUAUAUUGUUCUCUUUUUUUCCUCUGGACUAUAUUCAUAUGUUAAAUCUAAUCUUUGGUCACCUAAGAUACAACCUAUUUUAAUAUUUUCUCUGAAGGUUUCUUAAAGGUUUAUGUUGUAGUGUUAUACCUUCCUGGAAGUUAAGUCGGUUGUUAAAUGUACCUUCAAUAAUGGCUGCAAAUGAUUAUGUGCUUCACUGGUUUGAAAACUCUUUAAAGUGUGCUUAUAGAGGUUAACAUUUUAAAAAUCACUUUGAGAAGUUCAAGCUGUAUCAAAGCACUUUUGUCAGCAAUGUGUUCACUUUCGUGUUCUUCAGGGCUGGACCAUUCUCUCAAUUUUUAAAGACCAAUAGUAUUCUUUAUAUUCUGUUUCUAAAAUCAGAGUUCAAAAUUUAGAUGAUUAGUUAUUUGUAAAUCAUUUUUCCAAAGCACAGAUGUAUUGGUAGCUUAAUGCAGGUAAUGAGUAUAAGGUAUUUCAGCAUCAUUUCUUUAUUUUAAUGCAGCAAUUUCAACAACCAACAGCAAAUCAUCUUAAUGACUCAAUUUAAAAUUUAUCCUAGUAUCCAGUCAUUUGCUUAAUUAUUAAUUUUUACCACUUAAAACAAUUUUCAGAGUGUGAAUGAAGUGCAUAUUUUUAGGAUACAUUAUUUACUCUUUUAUAAGCAGGCUAAGUGCUAUAAAGGAUAGAUAUUUCUUUACCUUUCCUUGUGAACAGUGUUAAAGCUUUAACCUGUUUACAGCAUAAAGACUCUAUUAAGUACAAUCUCAAUCUUUAUUUUUUAGUAUUCUCAAAUCUACUACAUAUGAAUCUAAUUUUUGCAGUGAAAUAAACUUUCUUUCUUCGUUAUUUAGCUGUUUCAAAAUCCCUAACUUUUCUCUUCCUGUCUACUCCUUCCUUUCUCCUUCACAUUUCCAAGCAGUAUUUGGAAACAUGACAAUAUAUUUGUCAAGUAUGUUUAUGUUCCUUUAUCAAUAAAAAGCUUCCCUAAGAUAGCAGUGUCCCUAAUAGGGUAAAAUACAGUUAGCUGUAUUUUUUUUAACCUCCUCAUAGCAAUAGGAUGAAAAAAAAAAAAAAAAGCUACAGUCGGAAUUUGACAUCAUUAAACAAAAACUCUUCAAAUUAAACAGUAUAAAAAGAGACAAAAAAGUGGUUUUAUUUGCUCUUCAUAUUAAAUGCCUUAAGGAUUCUCAAGUGAGUUAUUUUUAAUAGACUAAUCUUCCAUUUUUCUUGUGAUUUAAGUAAAUUUUGCUCUUGAUUCCAAGACAAGGUACAAACAGAAAUGAGCUCGAUUCCUUCUAUCCCAGUGCCUUUAAACAUGCUCUGUUGGAGCUUCCUUUUUCCCCCAGUUACUCUCAGACA
Messenger RNA from Pongo pygmaeus (Bornean orangutan), 12842 nucleotides. It is a transcript of the gene PHF14, whose product is annotated as PHD finger protein 14. The record is from RefSeq and is a predicted model, not a curated record. Lineage: Eukaryota; Metazoa; Chordata; Mammalia; Primates; Hominidae. The transcript has 19 exons. Gene Ontology annotation, biological process: regulation of transcription by RNA polymerase II. The coding region runs from base 583 to 3435 and encodes 950 amino acids.